AUGGCACCCACGGCCACCGACACCGAGUGGGAUCACCAGUUCAACACUCUGCGCCGUGAAAACCUCUUCCGAAACCCUCCCACGGAUCACAGCGCCUAUCCCGCACUUCAAAUAGCCGUUAACCCUCACAUCGAGUCCUUCAAUGCUAUCUUUCGUGACGAUGGCGAGCCUAGUCUGUUGACGCAUGCCAUAGCCGACAUUGGCACCAAAACUUUCCUCGAUGGCGAUGACCGCGCCCCUUCAGAUGGGAAGAACACCCUCACUGUUCGAUACAAGGACGUCUUCCUACAGAAGCCUCAGGUCCCCCCUUCUAAUAAGCUGGCCCGGAACCGCCAGGUUUUCCCCGCCGAGUGCAGAGAGCGUCAUGCCACAUACCGGGGAAGACUCUCGGCCACCCUCGAGUACCGCAUCAACGGCGGUGACCCAGUCGAAUUCACCCGAGAAUUCGGCCAGGUUCCUGUCAUGAUCAAGUCAAACAGAUGUCAUCUCGAGGGCCUCUCACCCGCGCUCCUCGUCCAGAGAAAAGAAGAGGCCGAGGAGCUUGGAGGCUAUUUUAUUGUGAACGGUAUCGAGAAAGUCAUUCGAAUGCUGCAGAUGAAUAAGCGAAACUUCCCCAUGGCCAUCAACCGACCCAGUUUCCAGAACCGUGGUGCUGGUUAUACUCCCUAUGGUAUUAUUCUCCGUGCACUCCGUCCCGACGAGACCUCUCAGACCAACGUUCUUCACUACCUCAACGACGGCAACAUGACCUUCCGUUUCUCCUGGCGCAAGAACGAGUACCUUGUCCCUGUUAUGAUGAUUCUCAAGGCCUUGAUUGAGACCAACGACCGCGAAAUCUUUGAGGGAUUGAUUGGUCCUGCUGGUUCCAAGGCAGCCGGAAAUACCUUCCUGACGGACCGAAUUGAGCUUCUGCUACGCACGUACAAGUCCUACAACCUUUACAGCAAGUCAGAGACAAGGGCCUUCUUGGGUGAGAAGUUCCGAGUCGUUCUUGGAGUUCCGGACACUAUGACCAAUUAUGAGGUCGGUACUGAGUUUUUGCGCAAAAUUGUUCUGGUUCACCUCGGCAACGUUGAUGUCACCGAAGAACAAGACAACGAGAAGUACAAGCUUCUUCUCUUCAUGAUUCGAAAGCUGUACGCUCUUGUCGCCGGAGAGUGCGCUGUCGACAACCCUGAUGCUGUUCAAAACCAGGAGAUUCUGCUUGGUGGUUUCCUUUACGGACAAAUCCUCAAGGAAAGACUCGACGAGUUCCUCAGCGUCAACGUCCGCGCAUCUCUACGAGAAUACCUCCGAAGGAACCCCGGCAUUCCAUUUACUUCUGAGGAAUUCCGCAAGGAGUUUCCUAACAACAUUUUCCGCAAGGCCAAUGAAAACCUGGGCAAUGCGCUGGAAUAUUUCAUGUCAACUGGUAAUUUGCAGAGUCAGUCAGGUCUCGACUUGCAACAAACAGCCGGUUUCACAGUCGUGGCCGAAAAGCUGAACUUCACGCGAUUCAUUAGUCAUUUCCGUAUGGUCCAUCGUGGCGCCUUCUUCGCCCAAUUGAAGACAACAGCCGUACGAAAGCUGCUUCCAGAGUCGUGGGGUUUCUUGUGUCCCGUCCACACCCCUGAUGGUUCUCCAUGUGGAUUGCUCGUCCAUCUUGCUGCGAAAUGUUUGAUUCAAACAUCACAUGCCGACGUAUCCCACAUCACCACUCUUGCUGCCGAGCUUGGAAUUGUUGAUGCCUCGACUGCUUCAACUGAUGAGAACGUUGUUGUAAUGCUUGACGGCAAGAUUCUUGGAUACUGUACUCCCAAAGAGUCUAUCAGAAUUGCUGAUUGCCUUCGAUACUGGAAGGUGGAGGGUACCCACGGAGUUCCCCUUGAACUCGAAAUCGGCUACGUACCUCCCUCCAGGGGUGGAUCUUAUCCCGGUAUCUACAUGGCUUCCACGCCUGCGAGACUGGUGCGCCCUGUAAAGUACCUUCCUCUGCAGAAGCAGGAUCUUGUCGGACCAUAUGAACAGCCUUAUAUGUCUAUAGCUGUUGUACCAGAGGAAAUUGAGUCCGGCACGUCAACCCAUGUGGAGUUUGACCCUACCAACAUUUUGUCAAUUCUUGCCAACAUGACCCCUUUUUCGAAUUUCAACCAGUCUCCACGCAAUAUCUACCAGUGCCAAAUGUCAAAGCAAACGAUGGGAACGCCUAGUACUGCUUCGAUGUAUCGAACUGACAACAAAAUAUAUCAAAUUACCACAGGGCAAAGCCCAGUCGUUCGUUCGCCUCGGCAUAAUGAAUAUGGCUAUGACAACUUCCCGAACGGCUUCAACGCCGUUGUGGCUGUCAUAUCCUAUACUGGAUACGACAUGGACGAUGCUACAAUUCUCAAUAAGAGCGCUCACGAGCGAGGUUUUGGCCAUGGCACUAUCUACAAGACGAAGAAGAUCUCACUUAAGGACGACUCUCGAACAAAAGCUACCAAGAGCGUCACCAAGGCCUUUGGGUUUGCGCCUCAUAGUUACGUGAGUGCCCAGUACCAGGGCAUGUUGGACGACGACGGUUUGCCCCAUGUUGGUCGUCUGAUCCAGGAGGGAGACGUCAUCUGCGCCUGGCACACUGUAACUCCCGAUUACAAUGGUAAACUUGUGAACCUCGACGGCAUUACUCAUUACGAGAAGUACAAGGACUCGGAAGACGGUUUCGUGCAAGAGGUCAGAUUACUGGGGGCCGAAUCAGGCAACGAAAUCUUGCAAGCCAUCUCUGUCAAAUUCCGAAUUCCUCGAUCCCCCAUUGUUGGUGAUAAGUUCUCGUCACGACACGGACAGAAGGGUGUUGCCUCACAAAAGUGGCCAACAAUGGAUCUGCCAUUCUCCGAGACCGGUAUCUCUCCUGAUAUUAUUAUUAACCCGCACGCAUUUCCGUCCCGGAUGACCAUCGGCCAGUUCGUUGAGUCGCUAGCAGGCAAGGCUGGUGCACUGCAUGGUCUCGCCCAAGACUCCACACCUUUCAAGUUUGACGAGCAAAACACCGCCGGAGAUUACUUUGGCCACCAGUUGAUGAAGGCCGGAUAUAACUACCACGGCAACGAGCCCAUGUACUCAGGUAUAACUGGAGAGGAGCUUCAUGCGGACAUCUACAUCGGAGUCGUUUACUACCAGCGGCUGCGCCACAUGGUCAACGACAAAUAUCAGGUGCGAACUACAGGUCCUGUCGUGCCCACGACUGGCCAACCCAUUAAGGGUCGAAAGAGAGGUGGUGGUAUUCGUGUGGGAGAAAUGGAGCGUGAUGCUCUUUUGGCACACGGAACUGCAUUCCUGCUCCAGGAUCGUUUGCUUAACUGUUCCGAUUACUCUAAAUCGUGGAUCUGCCGCCGAUGUGGUUCGUUCCUUUCUGUACAACCCACAGUGUCACAGUUUGCACAAGGCAAAAAGAAGGCCCCAAGCAUCGUACGUUGCCGCGCUUGCGCAAUCAAGCUGGAUGACUCGGAGGGCAUCGACCUUACCGAGAUCUCUGGGGAGAUGUGGGAAGAUGGUCACGGCAACUCCUGGGUUGGUGGCGACCAAACUACGCAGGUCGUUGUGCCUGGUGCGCUCAAGUAUCUGGACGUGGAGCUUGCUGCAAUGGGUGUCAAGCUCAAGUACCGCGUGGACCGUAACGAUGAGCCUAGAAAGGGUCCCAUGAAACCUAUGGCAUUGGAUGGCGUUCGGGUUGGAAAAUAG
Molecule: messenger RNA, 3699 nt
Organism: Fusarium poae
Lineage: Eukaryota; Fungi; Ascomycota; Sordariomycetes; Hypocreales; Nectriaceae
Gene: ACR2
Product: DNA-directed RNA polymerase I subunit RPA2
Exons: 7
Coding region: 1-3699 (1232 amino acids)
Biological process (GO): DNA-templated transcription
Cellular component (GO): nucleus; RNA polymerase I complex
Molecular function (GO): ribonucleoside binding; DNA binding; DNA-directed RNA polymerase activity
Source: RefSeq, a predicted model, not a curated record